AUGGCGAAAUUUAUCGCAAGCAUUAAGGCUAUCAUAACGCGAUUAGUUUUCGCGUCUCAUGGAUUCAUAGCCAUCUGGCAAGUCACGAAUUUCAAGCGAAAUCCAAUUUAUUGGUAUCUCUGCUGCCCUAUUAUUCUUUUGUUCUUCGAGGGGAUAUUUACAUUAACGAUUAAAGCUAAUCAAGAAUGGAAGUGGUUUUGUCCGUCGGUAUUUUUGUAUUUGGGGAGCGUCGUACCUGCGAUUUGGCUUCUUGAACUUGACAAAGUCGACCGGCGACUGAGGAACUUGGGCUCAAACAUAAACUUCAACGACACUCUCGAUCUGACAAAUUUGGAGGACUUGAAACAACUGCAGAAGACCCUGGGCGUAAACAUCCGCUUGCCGGACAUCCAGAUCUCGACGGAGACGUGGGUGACGCUGAUCGAGCAGUUCCUCAUGCUGAUCCUGAUAAUCGGUCGUUGGAUGCUGCCGAAGGGAGAGUUGACGCGAGAUCAGCUGAGUCAGCUGUUGCUCGUGUACAUCGGGACGGCCGCCGACAUAAUCGAGUUCUUCGACUCGUUCAAGGAGGAUAAAGUAGCCCGCGAGCCAAUGCUGGUUUACCUGACCUUGGGCAUAUGGGCUUGGUCCCUUAUGCAAUUCACAGUCGUCCUCACGGCUACCAAGUCUAGGAAGUCGCGGCUUUCAUCGGGCACAGCCGCCCGGAAGAAAGUGCUGACGAAGACGAGCUGCUGUGGUAUCGACGUCUGGGCAAUUGGGAUCAACAUGGUCCUUCAGGACGGUCCUUUCCUCGCCUUCAGGCUCAUCCUCAUCAUCCACUACAAGAUCGUCAGCUACAUGAACAUCUUCUUCACGUGCAAGAAUACGCUAGUGAUUCUGCUGCAGCUUUAUCGGCUCUAUGUCGUCCAGAGCGAGAGCAGAUCGCGACGUCGGAGGCAGCGACAGAAGCUGGAGUACGAUAAGUACGAGAUCGGCAACAUAAGUGUAAUAUCGCGACCGGACACCUAUGCCGUGAAGAAGUACGCGAAGCGCCGUAAGGCCGAGGAGAUCGAGGAGGGCGUCGGUGACGACGACAACGACAACGAUAACGACGACUAUUACGCAGAAAAGAAGCGGAAAAUGAGAGGUCCUGGUAGGAGGAAGGAUCUCGAGGCCAAUGUCGUUGAUAGCGAGGAUUUGGAUACCGAGCCGUCUGAUCGGUACAUCACGUCGUCUAAAAAUAAGGGCAGCGAUCACAGGAAAUCGCGUCAAGAGACGGACCGCUCGAGGUCGUCGUCGCAGGGCCGCGGUAAGCGCAGCCACGACGAUCGCCGAAGGGCGUGCGAGAAGGAGAAGCAACAGCAGCAGCAGGAGCAACAGCGUAGACGGCAGAAACAAGAGUACCGGGAAAGCGAGGACCUGGAGUGGAGGUCGAGCUCCGAGCAAAGGCCACGAAAGAAGUCGGCUCGGAGAGUCGCGGAUCUCGAUAGGAAUUCGAAGGAGAAGAGGCGUCACACCGAGGUCGAUGAGCAUGACGGUGGUAGCACGAGCGACGACAGCCAGUCCGAGUCCGAGGAGAGGAGAAAGUACCAUCGGCGAAAGCAGAGGCCGCCGAAUAGAGAUUGACAGCGGAGCCUCGGCAUCGUCGCGCUCUUCUUCCUCUAUUCGGCCAUAUUGCUGGGCUGCGUACUUCUCAUUCACGCUGGGAUCAACGACGGACUCGUUUUGCUGAGGAAGAGACACCUGCACGUCCACUAUAACUUGACUUAGGCGCGCUCGCGUGGAUCAUAAUUUGGGUCUCGAGGCGAAUGUCGCGGCUUCAUAUCUCUCUCUCUCU
This is a messenger RNA of Ceratosolen solmsi marchali, 1813 nucleotides long. RefSeq names its product transmembrane protein 26. NCBI's taxonomy places the organism in Eukaryota, Metazoa, Arthropoda, Insecta, Hymenoptera, Agaonidae. The transcript has 6 exons. The coding region runs from base 1 to 1602 and encodes 533 amino acids. The record is from RefSeq and is a predicted model, not a curated record.